AGAAGCCAAUAGGACGGCUUGGUCUCGAUCACAUACUCUCUCUCUCUCUCUCUCUUCUUCUCGCUGCCUUUUCUCACGAGCAGAAUGAAUGUUAUUUUCCUGGUCGCAUGUUGUGUAUGUUUAGUGGUUGCACGCCAGCAAUAUGCAAACACCGCCGCCACGCCCAUACCUAUCCUGGUGGACCAAAGGAUACCCAUCGACCAGCUAGGAGGCUACGGAUUCAAGAUCCAAACAGGAAACGGCAUCGCGUGGCAGGAGACAGGAGCCGCGACCUCCAAAAGCGGCCAGUACACGUUCACCCACCCCGACGGCACUCCCCACACCCUCUCGUACACCGCGGGCGUGGGCGGCUUCCAUCCAGUGUCCGACCUUCUCCCGACGCCUCAUCCUCUCGAACCCUGGCAUAUCGAGCAGAUCCGAUUCGCUGAAAGCCAGAGAGCGGCGGCGGCUUCGGCUUCAGGAACAACGGCUGUUUAGAUUAAGGAAUGAAAAGGUCGUCUUUGUUUUAUGUUGGUAAUGCUCAGUUAUUCUUGAUUUUUUUUUCUA
Messenger RNA from Penaeus chinensis, 546 nucleotides. Its product is annotated as cuticle protein AM1199-like. Bases 85 to 477 code for a protein of 130 amino acids. Gene Ontology annotation, molecular function: structural constituent of chitin-based larval cuticle. The record is from RefSeq and is a predicted model, not a curated record. Gene Ontology annotation, cellular component: chitin-based extracellular matrix. The transcript has 5 exons. NCBI's taxonomy places the organism in Eukaryota, Metazoa, Arthropoda, Malacostraca, Decapoda, Penaeidae.